This is a messenger RNA of Ilex paraguariensis (yerba mate), 737 nucleotides long. The record is from the annotation of a GenBank genome assembly. Lineage: Eukaryota; Viridiplantae; Streptophyta; Magnoliopsida; Aquifoliales; Aquifoliaceae.
GAGGACACGUGUCUUCAUCAUAGGGCUUUUCAGAAGAGUCCCAUCAAAAGCCCCCCAGCCUUUGAUCUUCUGACACCGAGGACACGCGUUUUAAGGAGACGAAGGGUUUCCCAACUGCCAUCCGUCCUUCAUUAUGGCCUCGAGCAGCUUUCCCCGUCUUGGGAUGUCGUGCGCAUUAAAUGCGCUGUUUUGGUUCUCCCGCCCAAUGAUGACAGUUUCCCCCCUAUAUAAAGGGGGUUCUUCUCUGGUUUCCAUUGUUUUGCCAUUCCGAUCUCUGACCCAGAAUACGCCUUUUCUGAUCUGCUCGCCGGAGUUUUUGUUUCCUCAGCCAUCAUCGACAGCAUCUUCUCUUAAAAUCACAGUCAGUAAACCCAUUGUUGACUCCUGGUCCUUCCGGUGCGAGUCGUUUUCAAAGUUUUUCCUGAAAAACUCCGUUUCCGACGUCUUCUGGUGAGUUUCACAACCUUCUUCUUUAUCGUCCUCCUAGCCUUUUUGUUUUCCGAUUGAACGGUGGUGUCAUCCGGUCGGUACGUCUUGAUUUAAACCCUCGGGGAACUUCCUCAGGUUUUCAAGAGAGAACACCAUUUCCUUCCCUUUCUUUUAGAGAUGCCUCGUCGUCGCCCUGCUCCCGAGAAUCCAUCGGCUGGUCCCUCGGGGUCAGGGAAAUACAAGGUCACAGGCGAGGCGCAGAUCGACAGGUUCAGGGUUAAGUAUGGCAUCCCCCCGAGCGUGGACGU